Molecule: messenger RNA, 3989 nt
Organism: Cottoperca gobio
Lineage: Eukaryota; Metazoa; Chordata; Actinopteri; Perciformes; Bovichtidae
Gene: gpr37a
Product: G protein-coupled receptor 37a
Exons: 2
Coding region: 1602-3377 (591 amino acids)
Biological process (GO): adenylate cyclase-inhibiting G protein-coupled receptor signaling pathway; positive regulation of MAPK cascade
Cellular component (GO): signaling receptor complex; plasma membrane
Molecular function (GO): G protein-coupled peptide receptor activity; prosaposin receptor activity
Source: RefSeq, a predicted model, not a curated record
CAACACACACAUUAAUGUAACAGGAACAUGCAACACACACAUUCAUGUAACAGGAACAUGUAACACACACAUUAAUGUAACAGGAACAUGUAACACACACAUUAAUGCAGCAGGUGUCCGUGUGCAGUGCAGCUUGUGAUCAUUCCUUUACAUCCUGUUGGUAGUUUAAUCUACACACUGCAUCAGAUUUUAUAACAUCAUCACAUGUUUUGUAUCUUUGUCUCUAAAAGUCAACUUUUCACGAGUUCCUCAGAAAAACAGUUUCAGCUUUGAUGCAUCUUCCAGCUGAUCAAGAGACUUUAAAGACUUUAUUCAUCUGAAGAAGAAGAUGAAGAAUCUUCUCAUGAAGGAAGCUUCAACACAUCUGGAGAUGUAGUGGAGAAGAAGUAUAAAGUAGUACAACAUGGAAAUACUCAAGUACAAGUACUCAAACACUAACUAAGUCUAAAGCUCCGUAUUUCAGGAGAUGAAACUGUAACACAAACUCUUUAAUAUCUUUGACAUUAAAUGUUUAAAUGUUGCAGACCCUGCAGGCUUGUAAUCCCCAGACUUGGAGCUAGAUGUCAUACGAGAGCUGUGAGUAUUCGCUCGACAUCAUGCAGGAGAAACAUUCCUGCUCUGGAAGUUAUUCUGUCUUUCUUCUACGUUGCACCGAACUAAAGGUGAAGCUGUGACUUUACUUUUAGUUUACAAAUGUUUCAGUAAUUCAAAAAUAAAGUAUUAUACAAAGUGCACAAUUAAUCCCUGCAGUUAUUUAUAAAUGUGUUUCUGUGCGUACAGUUAUAUUAUAUAGUCUCUGUCUGAUCAUAGAAAAUAGAAAUGUAACUUUAUUUCCUGAAAUCUAAAGAUUGUUUAUCAUGCAUUACUGUAUAUGCACUGCAGAACUGCAAUUCUUUCAAAGAGAGAAGUAGUCAGUUAUAUAUAAUAAAUAUGUUGCCAAGUAGAGAAAGCUUUUUCUGAAAAUAAUCGUUAUUUAAAAAUUUUAAUAUGUAAAAAAAAAAAAAAAAAAUCGAUUGAUAUCAGUGUGACGUCAUCAAAAUGACCAAAACUGUGCUACUUCAAAAGAUUAAUGACACUUCUGAAAGUGUCAUUCACACCUGAUGAUCUCACACAGUUUACAGGUUAGUUGAACUGGAACUUAAUAACACGCACACACACCCCCUCUUCCUCCCCCCUCCCUCUUCUCUCGGGUCCUCCUUUCUCUCUCAGACGGAGCUCGGCGUCUCCACUGGCCGCACUUCACCGCGCUCUACCCCGGCCUCGGAGCGCUCCGGAGCGGCUGUACGUUAGAAACUUCACGGGACGGAGGUGGAGCAACCAAAGGUGGGAUUCAACACUUGACCCCCUCCUCCACCCUCAGCUGCGGAGGCUCGGUUCACUUUUUCCGCUCUGGUCGCUUUGGUGAUGCCUCCAGCCUGGGGCCGCUCCGGGACGCACCCAAAGCAGACAGGUGCAUCUCUUCUACACGACCAAAGACGCGCGAAGAUGAAGGAAAACUGAUCUUUUUGUGGCGGUUUUAAGUUGGAAGUUUUGGCCUUUCUUUUGGACUGAUUAUCAGAAACCACCGAUGGAUCGAUUAUUUUGGGAAACGCAUCAGUUCGAUGUUACGGGUUAGACAGAAUCACACGAUGCUGCUUCCAGUCUCGAGGUUACUGUGUUUGUGGCUGUGCAGCGAGGCCGUCGCGAGUCCGCUCCACUGGCAGAAAACAAAGACGACUUUAAGUCCUCAUCAUGAACCCACCGCCGCUGAGAGGAGUGCGCAGAGCCGGAGAUGGCGUUCUCUCACUGGGGAGGACAAUAGGGGGACGCAGGGUGCGAGUGCGCAGGCCUCGGGGCUGGAUACUGUAACCCCGUCAUCCUCUAAAGUGCUGGGGACACCGGUACCCCGGCGCGCUGUGCGUAAACGCGACGCGCAAAAUGGACUGCUGCUGAUACCCGGAGACGAAGCGUUACGCGCCGAUAUAAACAAGGCCGGUGCGCUGCAGGGUGGUGGAUGCAGUCCGGGUGAAGUGCUUAAACCAUCCCGGCAUGGACGCACGUGUAGCCUCGGGAGGACCGGACACAAUCGGCGGCAGAGCGUAAAAGCCAGCAGGAGGAAGCGGAGCGAUGCGCAGGAUGGAGCCGCCAUGGCGCAGGAACAAGAGGUCGGACCCCCCUUUGGACUCAACACCAGCGACUAUGAAGAGGAGUACAUUCUGCCGGACAUUCCCGACAGCACUCCGCUCGUGCCGGUGAACCCGCGGACCAGGCGGAAGCAGGUGAAGAACCCGUUUUACCCGCUGACCGCGGAGUCGUACGGAGCCUACGCGGUUAUGAUCGCCGCCGCCGUCAUCUUCAGCGUGGGGGUCAUCGGGAACGUGUCGGUCAUGUGCAUCGUGUGUCACAACUACUACAUGAGGAGCAUCUCCAACUCGCUGCUGGCCAACCUCGCGCUCUGGGAUUUCGUCAUCAUCUUCUUCUGCCUGCCGCUCGUGGUGUUCCACGAGCUCACCAAGGACUGGCUGCUGGGGGAGUUCUCGUGCAGGAUCAUCCCCUACCUGGAGGUGGCUUCUCUCGGGGUCACGACCUUCACGCUGUGCGCUCUGUGCAUCGAUCGUUUCCGCGCCGCCACCAACGUGCAGAUGUACUACGAGAUGAUCGAGAACUGGGCGUCCACCACCGCCAAGCUCGCCGUCAUCUGGGUGGGCGCUCUGCUGCUGGCGCUCCCCGAGCUGCUGAUCCGACAGCUCGUCAUCGAGGACGGCGACCCGCCUGACGUGACGCCGUGCGAGCGCUGCGUGAUCCGGAUCUCCACCGACCUCCCGGACACGCUGUACGUCCUGGGCCUCACCUACGACGGCGCUCGCCUCUGGUGGUACUUCGGCUGUUACUUCUGCCUGCCGACGCUCUUCACCAUUUUCAGCUCGCUGGUCACCGCCCGCAAGAUCCGCCACGCCGAGCGCGCCUGCGUCCGCGGCAGCAAUAAGCAGAUCCAGCUGGAGAGCCAGAUGAACUGUGCCGUGGUGGCGUUGGCCAUCCUCUACGGCUUCUGCAUCAUUCCGGAGAACAUCUGCAACAUCAUCAGCGCGUACAUGGCGGCCGGCAUUCCCAGGAGGACGCUGGACAUCCUGCAGCUGCUCAGCCAGAUGCUGCUCUUCUGUAAGUCGGCGGUGACGCCCGUGCUGCUCUUCUGCUUGUGCCAGCCGUUCACCAGAGCCUUCCUGGACUGCUGCUGCUGCUGCUGCAACGAGUGCGGCCCGCCCCGCGCCACCACCGCCACCGCCGGCAGUGACGCCGACGACUGCGCCACCACCGAACUGGAGCUGUCCCCGUUCAACACCAUUCACGGGGAGCCGUCCACCUCCGCCGCCUACACCCAUGUGGGGACACACUGCUGAGGUCAAAGGUCACGCGCAGCUUCUUACGUGACGAGGAGUUUGACCGGUGGACGCGUUGACGCAUCAGGCUGCACGGUCCUGAGGGACACGUCUGUGUUUACAGUUUCUAUGAGAACACUCGUGUUAGUUAACAGUGUUUGUUUAGUCCUUUUAAUCCUUCCAAUCUUCUUCUUCAGCAUCACUGCAUCGUACAGAAGCUGAGACACGUGGACACUGAUGUGUCCUGACGUCUUCUACGUGUCAGAUAUUAGUUAGUGUUGUAUGUUGUAUGAGUUAACUUCCCUGUAAAGCAACAUUUAAACAAAUGAUUCAUUUUUUAUAUUUCUAUUUUCCUGUUUAUAUGUUGAACUCUUUUCUUUCCUGUAGACACAUUUCUGUUGUUCUGCAUGUUCAGCUGCUGCAAACUCACUAAAAGACUUUUAGCAUUCGAACUCUGUCUCUGUUUUGUAAAAAGUUCUUUUCAAGGAAAGUUUUUGGGAUAAAAACUGAUCGUCAAACAUUCCUUUGUGAGAGUCGGAGCGUCGGUGAUGUUGAUGAUGUUUGAAAGCAGAAAACUUGCACUUUGUUAGCCACAAGAGAAGUGUCACUUUAAUUAAAAAGUAUUUAAAUACA